Molecule: messenger RNA, 921 nt
Organism: Cryphonectria parasitica EP155
Lineage: Eukaryota; Fungi; Ascomycota; Sordariomycetes; Diaporthales; Cryphonectriaceae
Product: NAD(P)-binding protein
Exons: 2
Coding region: 1-921 (306 amino acids)
Source: RefSeq, a predicted model, not a curated record
AUGGCCACCCCAGGUAUAACCUUCAACCCUGCCACGGACAUUCCUUCUCUGGAAGGCAAGGUCAUCCUCAUCACCGGCACCAACUGCGGUCUCGGAAAGCAGGCCGCGCUGGAGCUGGCCAGGCACAAACCAGCCAUGAUCUGGAUGACCGCCCGCAAUGCCGAGAAGGGCCAGGAGGCGGCUGAUGAUGUCGUGCGCCAGGUGCCGGGUGCAGCUGUCACGUUUGUGCAGCUUGACUUAGCCUCCUUCGAGUCUAUCAAGAAAGCCGUCAAGACUGUACUCGCCAAGUCGUCCAGGCUGGAUGUCUUGAUGCUGAACGCAGGACUCAUGGGCGCCGCGCCUGCGUUGACGGCCGAGGGCUACGAAAUCCACAUGGGCACCAACCACAUAGGCCACGCCCUCCUCCUCCGCCUCCUUACCCCCCUACUCCUAGAGACAGCCGCCGCCCACCCAGAUACUCGCGUCGUCACCGUCGCCUCCGCGGCCUUUAAGCACGUCGGCCCCGAGAAAAUCCAAUUCGACACGCUCAAGUCCCUCGAGGGCGUCAAGCCCGUCCCGCGCUACCUGCAGAGCAAGACAGCAAACCUGCUGUACACGCAGGGGCUGGCACAGAAAUACCCAGCGCUUGUCUUCGUCUCGGUCGACCCGGGCGAGGUCGAGACGCAGCUGUUCAAGCGCGAGCCUGCGGACGAGCAGAUGCGGUGGGUGCAGACCGAGGUGGCGCCUAAGCUGUGGAAGCCUGUGGAGGAGGGCGUCAAGAACCAGCUGUGGGCAGCGACGGCGCCUGUGGCGAGCCUCGUCAGUGGGCGGCAUUAUGAGCCGGUUGGGAAGUACGAGCCGGUAGGGCUCAUGCUGGAUGCUGAGCUGGCCAAGGAUGUUUGGAACUGGACCGAGAAAGAGCUGGAGGGCCAGCAACUCUGA